Molecule: messenger RNA, 2911 nt
Organism: Sipha flava (yellow sugarcane aphid)
Lineage: Eukaryota; Metazoa; Arthropoda; Insecta; Hemiptera; Aphididae
Gene: Ir93a
Product: ionotropic receptor 93a
Exons: 22
Coding region: 224-2827 (867 amino acids)
Biological process (GO): monoatomic ion transport
Cellular component (GO): membrane
Molecular function (GO): signaling receptor activity; ligand-gated monoatomic ion channel activity
Source: RefSeq, a predicted model, not a curated record
GAAAAUAGUUAAAUAUUGUAUGUGGAAACCUUCAAAAGUAGAACAAGCUAGUGCUUUCCUAGUUAAUAUCAACUUUCAGUGAUAUAUUUGAUGAUGUUAAACAAUCAACUGAGGUUUUAGCAAAAUCCACUGGUCAAAUUACUUCAAAGAAUCUAGGUGUUUGUGCUAGAAAACGUAAACAGAAAUCAAUUGAUAGGUCAAGUAGUUAUACUUGCAACGAAAGAUGGCCACGAUGAACUUCACCACACUGUGUAUUGUGUUAGAUUUAUGGUUAAAAUAUUUGUGUUAUGGCCUCAACAUUUACAGCAUCGACUCGGCUUCAAAGAGCAACGACACAGUCGUGAUAAUUAUAAAUCCAAAAUUUAUCUCAAGUGCAAACAAUGAAAUCUGGAACACCGUUAAUGGACAUGUUGAUAAAUUAAAAGAAGAUAUUUUUAAACAAGCCGGAGUUUCUGUUGAAAUUUAUAAAAAAACCGACAUAAAACUAUCUAGAAAUAUUGUUUCGAUUUUCAUAGCGUCAUUCUGUGAUGAUAUUUGGAAUUUAUAUUACAGAGCUGAGUACGAAGGAUUUAACGGAUUCUUAUAUAUUUCCAUAACAGAUACUGACUGUCCAAGACUACCAAUCAACGAGGCAAUUACUAUACCUUUAACCACUCCUAAUUCGGAACUAUCUCAAAUGGUAUUGGACUUACGAAUGACAAAUUCAUUCUCGUGGAAAUCAGCCAUUUUGAUGCAUGAUAAUUCUAUUGACAAUAGCGUUGUGCAAAAUGUGGUUACGUCUUUAACAAAACACUAUUCGACCAAAAUUGUAUCACCAUCAAUAGCAAUCUUUGAAAUCUAUACGCAAGGAUCUGAAUGGAAAAGGAGGAAAUUAUUUAUGGAAGCUUUGGAAUAUUUUUUAAAAGCGAGUGAAACGAAUUUAAACUUCAUUUGCAUCGUGAGCAUACAUUAUGUUCCUUUAAUUCUGGAUGUGGCUAAAUCAAUGAAUUUAAUGUCAACGGAAAAAAGUUGGCUUAUUAUUAUUCCGGAUCUAGAUUCGUCCAGGAGUAAUAUUUCUUCAUUUGCCAAUUUAUUGAAUGAAGGGGAAAAUGUAUCCUUUAUUUAUAAUACUACAAAAACAGCUGCCAAAUGUUCUGGUGGGCUUUUGUGUUUAGUGGAUGAACUGAUGUCAAUGUUUAUAAUGGCAUUCAGCGCUUUGAUUCAACAGGAAAUUGAAUUAUCACAGCGAGUAUCAGAAGAAGAGUGGGAUGAAAUUAGACCAUCGAAAAUUGAUAGAAGACAAUCAAUGGUAUCUUUUAUUAAGUUUCGUUUAAAUGAAUCUGAUGUUUGCGAAACGUGCACAUCGUGGCAAAUUGAUUCCGGUGUUACAUGGGGACAAGAGCAUUUCAGUCGUGGUUGUUAUAUACUUCCAGUGGGUAAUUGGAACUCCAAAACUGGUUUAAAACUGACUGAACCGCUUUUUCUGCAUUUGGCAUACGGAUUUAGAGGAAUAGCAUUACCUAUUGCUACGUUUCAUUUUCCACCGUGGCAAAUCAUCAACUUCAAUGGAAGUGGGCAUUUAGUUGGUUAUAGUGGUUUAGUUUUCGAUAUUAUCAAUCAAUUGGCAAAAACAUUAAACUUUACGUAUAAUGUAAACGUUGUAUCGAAUAUGGAGAAUAUGAAUAAUAUUUCAAGAAAUUUAUAUACGCAAAAUAAUGUACUGGGUGAAUACGAUGCAGCAGUUUCAAAACUAUUGUGGGAUAAAAUUAUUGACCUUGUUCGAUCCGAAAAAGUGUUUAUGGCAGCAGCUGCAUUCACUGUAAAAGAAGCAAAUAAAGUAUUUAUCAACUACACAACACAUAUAAGUUUAGAGUCUCAUCAAAUUUUAAUAGCUAGACCAAAAGAAUUAAGUCGAGCUUUGUUGUUUACAGCUCCAUUUACGUUAUUGACUUGGUUAUGUAUAGCUGUUGUAGUUGGUCUCAUGGGACCUUUACUGAAUUUGUUUCAUAUAUUGAGCCCAUACUAUGAAUAUCACAACAUUUCAAGAAAAGGAGGUCUAAACUCACCACUAAACUGUUUUUGGUAUGUUUACGGCGCACUAUUACAACAAGGCGGUGCUCAUCUACCCGAUGCCGAUAGCGGUAGAUUGGUAGUCGGUACCUGGUGGCUGUUCGUUUUGGUUAUUGUUACCACUUACAGCGGGAACUUAGUGGCAUAUUUGACGUUUCCUCAGAUGGAUGCAAUGAUAUCUAAUGUGGCUGACCUAAUGGCUCGUACACCACAGGGAUAUUCAUGGGGAAUACCGGAUUCUUCGAAUCUACAUACGCUGCUUACUACGUUGCCGGACGACACGAUGAUCAAAGAGUUAAUAAAAAAAGCAGAACAUCAUAAAGAGUUAUCGCUACCGGUCAUAGAAAGAGUGAGAUCUAGUAAAUACGCGUUCAUUCACCGCCGUACCAACUUGAUGUACGUUAUGAAAAACGAUUAUCUGCGAACCAAUAGAUGUGACUUUGCCAUUGGAAAUGAAGAUUUUGCAGAAGAAAAAUUAGCCAUGAUGUUAUCAAAAGAGAGUCCUUAUCUCGGUCGAAUAAAUAGAGAAAUAGAAAAAAUGCACAAAGUUGGUCUUAUAAAUAAAUGGUUGGUGGACAGUCUACCUAAAAAAGACCAAUGUUGGACUACCACACAAAUGGAAGUGACAAACCAUAAAGUGAAUUUAAAUGAUAUGCAAGGAUCAUUUAUUGUUUUACUACUAGGAGUAUUAUCAUCAUUGGUGUCGUUUUUAUUUGAAUAUCUUGUAAAUAAAUACAAGAACCAUCGCCAAAUAGUUAUAACACCAUUCAUAAACUAAAUAACAAUGACAUUCUUACAAAUAAUUAAACAUAUAAACAUACAUUUAUUUCUAUACAUAUAGAACAUUGAAGUACCAAGUACC